Etheostoma spectabile (orangethroat darter) is the source of this 1901-nucleotide messenger RNA. RefSeq names its product PHD finger protein 24 (gene phf24). Gene Ontology annotation, cellular component: nucleus; cytoplasm. Lineage: Eukaryota; Metazoa; Chordata; Actinopteri; Perciformes; Percidae. Gene Ontology annotation, molecular function: transcription corepressor activity; calcium ion binding. The transcript is spliced from 9 exons. The coding region runs from base 482 to 1747 and encodes 421 amino acids. The record is from RefSeq and is a predicted model, not a curated record.
GCAACUAUGAUGGUUAUAAAUCCGUGAUUGAACUUCAGUGGGCGCCUGUGAGUCUGCAGUCAGGACUCCUCCUGCCUCCAUCAGCCAGCAAGCUGCGUGUCUCUCCUCAUCAGAUGCUGAGGGAGUAGCUCAGAAAGGAGGGAGGAGGAAGAAAAAAACACAACAAAAAGACAAAAAAAAACAAAAACAAAAAAACAUUUCAGCACCGGAGCUGUCCGCGGUUCUUGGAGAAGUGCUGCCGAGGGGAGAGAGGCUGCUUCCGACUGUAAAUUGUCCUUUUGUGGGACUGUGAGGAAGGAGGGAAUAAUAAACUGCUGUCAUUCAUCUCUCUGCGGGGCUUCUACAGGCGAGUAACGGCGCAUAUAGGCUUACUUCAUUCGAGCAAAGUCUUGCCAUGCUGGACUGCCGGGCUUGAGACAGAAAGGACAAAGUCUCCGCACAAGUCGAGGUGAAAAAAAAGCCAGCCUUUACUCUUUACGCCAUGGGAGUGCUCAUGUCAAAGAAGCAGCAGGUGGAGAAGGUGCAGAAAUGCAACGCUGUGGUCUCUGCCUUCCAGGCGGGCAUUAAGGACCGCCCUGCCCCAGCAAAACAGGCAGAUGGAGAAGUGGAGGACGGCGAGGGCCCUGCUAAACCUUCAGCCAAUCCUGACAAGAACACCCAGGAGGCGGAGCAAGAGGAAACAGAAAAUAGCGCAGGUUCUUCGACCUUCCACCAUGCCUCUGGGGUGGCGAAGGACGAGUGCAAGGUCAACCAGGAGUCUUGGUCGAGGCUACGGGACGGAAAAGGAGUGGAGCCAGAAGAUCUUGACAAGAGUCAUCAGCUCACGCCGCCUGCUUUUGUGCGGCCCAAAAGGGAUCCCGAUGAUGACCAGCCUGUAGAGGUGGAGCUGGAAAAGAAGGAGCAGCCACCGAGCGAUGAGAUGUGUGAAGUGUGUGAGGUGUGGACGGCCGACGACCUGUACCCAUGCAGGAUCUGCACUCGGAUGUUCCAUGACGGCUGCCUGAGGGAGCUGGGCUACCUGCGUGCCGAGGCCCUGCAGGAGAUGAGAGACACGGCCCACACUGUUACCGGCUGGAGCUGCUACUAUUGCGAUAAUCUGAAUCUACUCCUAACAGAGGAAGAGAUGUACAGCCUUCUGGAGACCUUUAAGCAGUGCAAGAUCAUCCCAGAGUCAUACCUGGUGUCAGAUGAGCUGCUGCAGUACCGCCACUUUGCAUCCAAGCAGCAGUUUGAUAAGGACCUGACUGAUGAGCAAGAGGAGGAGGUCCUGGCCCAGUUUGCAGCGCUAGAUCCUGAGAAGAAGGGUCACAUUGAAUGGUCGGACUUCCUUUACUUUGAGUCUAUGGCAGUCUUGAGGAAGUUUCGCUCCGAGAACUCACUGGUGCGUCUGCUGACUGCCAAGGAGAGAAACAACGCACGGGCAGUGUUCCUGGGUCUGGACCUGGAUAAAGACGGCAUGAUCACAAAAGCAGAAUGCCGCCAGGCCCAGCAGUCUUGGUUCCACAAGGUCAACAAAGACUCACAGUCUUGUAAUGUGAGACUCAUGGGACUCUGCUCUCCUUUGUAUUGUGGUAUAAGUCAUGUUGGUCCAAUAUGCGAGAGCAGCCCAGCCAGCUCUGGCAGUGAAAGGAGCAAGACUGAAGACAGCAGGCCAGUGACCUGGGCAGACUUUUUAAAGGAGAGUGCCAUCUACAUUUUGGCUGCGCGGGCCAAUAGUUCUGCCAUGCACAUCCGUCUGCCUCUAUAGUCCAGGAUCCUCAACGGCCCCCCAGCAGACCGAGAGGGAGAGAGAGAGAGAGGGUGUAUACCAUAUGGUCAACAGAUGAGCGGAGGAAGAAAGACGUGGUGACACGAUGACAUGCGGAAGGCAACUUAGCGAACUGGAUGAAGCACUACUGAGA